AGUCCCGGCUCCCGCCAUGAACGAAAACUUAUCUCUUCAGUUGUGAUUGUGAAAAGCCCGAACGAAGUGCUCUCUCUCUCUUUCUCUCGCACACGCACAGAUGUUGCUUCCUCCCUAUCACCUAAUUCCUUCAUUUUCGACAAAGACCCUAGAUUCAGCACCAUUGUUCUUCCCUUCACCAUCUCCAAAAAUUCUAAUAUUUCAAAACCCUAAACCUCCCAAGUUCCUCCUGCAAAGCUAUGCCGCUGAUGUCAGGACUGUAAGCAAAACUGCCAUUCAAAGAAUUUCCGAGAAGCUCCGCAGUCUCGGUUAUUUGGAGGACAAUUCGAGAGAAAGCCAACAACCAGAAACCAACCAUGGCUCAGCCGGUGAGAUCUUCAUACCUUUCUCUCACGAAUUGCCGAAAUACCGAGUCGGUUAUACUAUCGACUCGAGCUGGAGUACCCCGGAAAAUCCAGUUCCGCACCCCGGUUCGGGAGCUGCUCUAUCGAGAUUCCAGGAGUUGAAGAGGAAGGUAGAGAAACAAAAGAGGUCAACUAAGAAAGAGGAGAGGGCACCGACAUUGGCGGAGCUGACAAUUCCGGAGCAGGAAUUGAAGAGGCUCAUAACAAUUGGUAUUGGAUUGAAGAAGAAAUUGAAGGUUGGAAAGGCGGGAAUCACGGAGGGCAUUGUAAAUGGAAUUCAUGAGCGGUGGAGGCGGUCGGAGCUUGUUAAGAUUAGGUUUGAGGACCUCUGUAGUAUGAACAUGAAGAGGACUCACGACAUAUUGGAGAGGAAAACUGGGGGACUUGUCGUUUGGAGGUCUGGAAGUACCAUCAUCUUAUAUCGAGGGGCCAACUAUGAAUAUCCUUACUUCAAGGCCAACAAAAAUACAGCCUCUGACACUUCAAACACAAAUAGUGGUGGUGAUGGUGGCAGCACCAACUCGUUACAUAAGGUUGACAAAGAAUCUGCUCAAACAGGUCAGUCAAAUGGGAUUGCUUGCCCACCAUUGGUACAUGGUGUUGGUUCCCCAGAUAAAGUACGAUUCCAACUACAAGGUGAGAUAGAAUUUGCAGAAGAAGCUGACUGUCUGUUGGAUGGACUGGGUCCACGCUUUACUGAUUGGUGGGGAUAUGAUCCUCUACCUGUUGAUGCUGAUCUUUUACCGGCCGUUGUUCCUGGGUACCGGAAACCGUUCCGUCUUCUUCCAUACGGGAUACAACCUAAGUUAACAAAUGAUGAAAUGACCAUCUUAAGGAGACUUAGCCGUCCCUUACCAUGCCAUUUUGCAUUAGGAAGAAAUAGGAAACUUCAGGGUUUGGCAGUUUCCAUGGUUAAGCUAUGGGAAAAAUGUGAGAUUGCAAAGAUUGCAGUUAAGAGAGGUGUCCAGAACACGAACAGCGAAUUGAUGGCCGAAGAGUUAAAGCGGCUGACUGGAGGCAUUCUUCUUUCACGGGAUGUGGAAUUUAUUGUAUUUUACAGAGGAAAGGACUUUUUGCCUCCAUCUGUUUCAACUGCAAUAGAAGAGAGGAGAAAGCAUGGAACAGGCAGAAGCAAACAGAGGGUAGAGAAUAGUUCAUUGAUUGACAAUAUGCCUGAAACAGAUAUAAAGACUGCAGGGCAUCCAUCUGCAAAUAAAUUUGAAGGUGGAUAUGAUCAGAAGAGAAACCUUAUAUCUGACAAAACUAAAGAGAGCUCAAAGUCAGCUAUUUACCGCAUUACCACCAAGCUUUCUUUGGCAUUAGAAAAGAAGACAAAGGCAGAGAAGCUUCUAGCAGAUCUAGAGAAAGCUGUAGAGCCCCAGAAACAAGAGUCAGAUAGAGAGGGUAUCACUGAAGAAGAAAGAUAUAUGCUCAGGAAGGUUGGACUGAGAAUGAAGCCUUUCUUACUAUUGGGUAGACGAGGAGUCUUUGAUGGAACUGUUGAGAACAUGCACCUCCACUGGAAAUAUAGGGAACUUGUAAAGGUAAUUUCUAGUGAGAGGUCAAUUGAAGAUGUUCAAAGAACAGCACGAACAUUAGAGGCUGAAAGUGGAGGUAUACUGGUGGCAGUGGAGAGAGUGAACAAGGGUUGUGCAAUCAUUGUUUACCGUGGAAAGAAUUAUCAACGCCCUGUUGAUUUGAGACCUAGGACACUCUUGAACAAAAAAGCAGCAAUGAAGCGUUCCUUGGAGGCACAGCGCCAUAAGUCUUUGAAGCUUCACAUCUUGAGGCUUACCAGGGACAUAGACCAAUUGAAGCUGCAGUUGGGCAAUGAAAACAUGAAGACAAAUUGUCUACAGUCAACAGCUCAAAAAAUACCAGAUACUGAGUCUGUAACCAGUGAAAUCUAUGACUCUACAGAUUCUGUUCAUGACCAAGAAGGUGUAGAGGCUGCAGAAAGGCAUGAAUCUGGUUCAACUUCUACAUGCUCAAAUUUUUGCAUGCAUAUGUCAAGUGACACUGCAGAAACCCCUGAGCAGGAUAAGUUUGUGGAUUCCAUUUCCAGAUAUGAAGAUGAAACAGAUAAAGCUGAAUUGGAGUCUUCAUCUGAACAAGUCCUUGAAGAAACUGAUUCAAACAAUUUCUCAGAUGAAGUAGAAGAAAGAGGCACUGGUGUUUCUAUAUCUCAUUCUGAGAGUUCAAUGUGGCAUGGUGGGACAACAUAUUCUGUCAAUGAUAAUGGCACCACUGGUCUUUCUGAGGAUGAGACAAGGGAAUCACCUGUUGAAUCAAUCGGAGGAAAACCUGAGUUAUCAGUUCACAAAGAUGUACAGAAAGGAAAUAAUGAGGUUUCCUUUAGAGCCUCACCUCUCUCCAAUAGGGACAGGCUUAUUUUACGAAAGCAAGCACUCAAGAUGAAAAGGCGUCCUGUGCUAGCUGUUGGGAAGAACAACAUCAUUACCGGCGUAGCAAAGGCAAUCCAGAUACACUUUCAGAAGCACCCUCUUGCUAUAGUGAAUAUUAAAGGCAGAGCCAAGGGAACCUCGGUUCAGGAGGUGGUUUUCAUGCUGGAGCAAGCAACAGGUGCUGUAUUAGUCUCUCAGGAGCCCAGCAAGGUCAUUCUCUAUAGAGGUUGGGGAAAGGAUGACAAGCCUAGUGGUGCCAAUAAAGACACUAGAAAUUCGCUUAAGACUUGGCCAGACAAAGGGGAAAACACCCUAGGAUCAGUUCCUCCACAGCUCAUGGCAGCAAUCAGACUUGAAUGUGGAUUUCAGAGUAGCCAAGAAGAGGUAAACCUGUAGACUGUUAACAGUAUUCCUGAAUCAUGUGCCCACAUUUAUCCAUAGCUACAAAGGUUUUUUGUCCCUGAGGAAAGCUCUUAAUGGAGAUUGAAACGAGAUGUGCAGCUUUUCGGCCAUAUGUAUACAUAACAUUCAUUGAUUUCAUUA
Molecule: messenger RNA, 3352 nt
Organism: Nelumbo nucifera (sacred lotus)
Lineage: Eukaryota; Viridiplantae; Streptophyta; Magnoliopsida; Proteales; Nelumbonaceae
Gene: CFM2
Product: CRM family member 2
Biological process (GO): RNA splicing, via transesterification reactions
Molecular function (GO): mRNA binding
Source: RefSeq, a predicted model, not a curated record